Molecule: messenger RNA, 1006 nt
Organism: Alligator mississippiensis (American alligator)
Lineage: Eukaryota; Metazoa; Chordata; Crocodylia; Alligatoridae
Gene: ERP29
Product: endoplasmic reticulum protein 29
Exons: 3
Coding region: 31-798 (255 amino acids)
Biological process (GO): protein secretion
Cellular component (GO): endoplasmic reticulum; endoplasmic reticulum lumen
Source: RefSeq, a predicted model, not a curated record
GCAGGGCAGGGCAGGGCAGGCCGCUCCAUCAUGGCUCCGGCAGGCCGGGCGGGUUGCGCCGUGUCGCUGCUGCUGUGCGGCCUGGCGCUGGGCUGGCAGCGUGCCGGGGCGCUGCACACCAAGGGCUCGCUGCCGCUGGACACCGUCACCUUCUUCAAGGUGAUUCCAAAGAACAAGUUUGUCCUGGUGAAGUUUGACACCCAGUAUCCUUAUGGCGAGAAGCAAGAUGAGUUCAAGAAGCUGGCGGAAAGUUCAGUGUCCAGCGAAGAGCUGCUGGUGGCUGAAGUGGGAAUAUCAGAUUAUGGUGAUAAACUGAACACUGAGUUGGGUGAGAGAUACAAGCUGGAUAAGGACAAGUAUCCUAUUUUUUACUUGUUCCGGGAUGGCGACCUUGAUAAUCCCUUACCUUAUAGCGGCCAAGUGAAAGUGAGCGCUAUUCAGCGCUGGCUGAAGAGUAACGGCAUCUAUCUGGGCAUGACGGGCUGCCUGAAAGAAUAUGACAUCCUGGCAGGCAAGUUCAUGAGCACCACUGAAGAAUUGGAGCGCCGAGCCCUUCUCAAACAGGGCCAGGCGAGUUUAGAAAGAGCCAAGGAGACGGAGAAGAAAUCUGCUGAGCAGUACUUGAAAAUCAUGAGCAAAAUCCUGGAGCAAGGAGAAGAGUUUGCUGCCAACGAAGUUGUCCGGAUCACAAAACUGAUUGAGAAGACCAAAAUGAGUGACGGGAAGAAGGAAGAAUUACAGAAAAGCCUCAAUAUUCUUGCCUCCUUCCAGAAGAAGAACGAAAAGGAUGAGCUCUAACAAGCUGGAGAACUCGGUACAAGCUGUGAAACUGGUGGGAGGAGUCCCCUUCCCUUCUUACGUGAGCAAACUUCCCAUCGACUUCAAGGGAGCAACAAAAGUCCUUCUAACGUCCUUGGUGCUGUCGACUACUAAGAGGAUGACAUUCCUUUCACAAUAACAGUAUUCUGUAGCUGGAGUUCAAAAAAACCAUCACCAUCUAAAGUGA